Molecule: messenger RNA, 3184 nt
Organism: Meleagris gallopavo (turkey)
Lineage: Eukaryota; Metazoa; Chordata; Aves; Galliformes; Phasianidae
Source: RefSeq, a predicted model, not a curated record
GAAUAUUUGUGGAGACUAAACAUGGAUGUGAACACAGUGAGGUAGUGGGUGCUGUGUUUCAGCAGUGCCAGCAGCGACAUGAAAGACAACCACACUCUGGGCAGCUUACGUGUGAAUUCCCUUUCAAAAAAAGUUCAAAAUGUGGCCUUAAAAAGGUAAAGUGAUGUUCACUGUCUUUUGGGAUAGGAAAGAGGUGAUUUCCUGGCACCUGGACAAGCCAUCAACUUUAACUGCUACAUCCAAGAUGCUGACUAAACUGAAGGCUCCUUGGAGAAUUGCCUUAGGACAGUAUAAGCUUGUUACAGGAAAUCAAGACUUCAUCAUCAUAUCUGGUAGAUAUUUUAAAUUUGCCACUAACUUUUCAUCUAUGAUUAAUGAGUCUGUUAUUUUAAAUUUUAUGCGUAGUUCAUGUGAUAUGACUUCAGUAUGAACCAGAAUGUUUAAUAAAACAUAAAACUGAGCUUCAGCUUUGCAGUUUUAACUAUACUUAAUUUUUUUUUUACUCUCUGUUGAUAUAGAUUCUUCCCAGUUUUGAAACUUCCAUUUAUUUCUCUUUCUUGUAAUGUGGUCUUUUACUAUCUUCUAAGGAAGAUUAGAUCUUCAUGCUAAUCUCCCUUGAUGGGAAUUCUCUUAGUUGUUGUUAUAGAAGUUCUUUAUAGAUUUCCAGUAUGUGUGACAGUCUAACAAGUGUUCUUCAUUCUUUAGUUCUAUGAAUAUCAGAUUUAAUUAAAUUCAGUUGAAAGAUGAAACAAAGAAUUGACAGUUUUUUGCUAGUUUUUAAUCUCUCCAGAGAAACUGCCUACAGUUAUUCUAUUUGGAAAAAAUAUGGAAAUAUUUUCACUGGGAAUUGCUAGUGGAAACCAUUGACUCAUUUCAUAGAAAUUAAUUUUGUUCAUUAAAGAACAAACAAAAAUAAAGGCUGUUACAUUUGAUCAUCAUUUGCAGGAGAGGAUACUAUAACUUGUGCCUUAGCAAGCAGUUCAGAGACUCACCCUUGUUCUGUAUCUCACUGUGGAAAUAUUUGGCAAGUUGGACUACAUUGAUUAUGAGUCAAAUGAAUAAGCAACAAAAGCUGCAUAUAGCCAACCUUCUAAGAAUAAUGGCUCAUCAGUCAAAGAAAAUUUAUCUCCCUUUUAAGUACCAGUGAAUUUGUAAUUAGUUUACUGUGUCCUUUACUGUGUCCAAUUCAGGCACCCAGUCCCAGAAGAUGAUCUGGAAAGAUGGAUACAUGGCCUUUUUGAUGUUGAGGGAACUGGGUUUCUUCAGUCUGGUGACAGAGGCUAAGGGGGGGCAGUUUAAUAGUUCCAUACAUCUAUUGAAAGGGAACAGAGCCAAAGAUGAUACACUGUAACUGAGUAGCCACAAGGUAGGCCAGCUUCAGCUUGAAUGUCGGGUGAAGUUCAGUUACUAGUGACAGGGCAUUGGGAUGGGCUUUCCAGAGAGAUGAUACAAUCUCAGUCCUUUGGGGUGUUCUAGAUCAAGUUAGACAAAGCCAUGACAGAGAUGGUGUGGUGCUGAGCCCACCUGCUUUGAGCAGGAGGUCAGUCAGGGUGACAACUGUAUGUCAUGACUUUGCUACAUUUGAAAUCAUUUUGAUAGGAAUUUAAUGUACUCUUGUCUUUUGAAAUGGACUGCAAAAGAUGGAAAGAAAGAAGAUAUCUUUGUCAAGAUGUGCUAACAUGAAUGAUAAAUGUAGAUGAAUUCAAAUCAAGCAUUUCCUUUGAACUUUUAAGGUUCAGCAGAGGAGAAAAAAGGAAAAUGUUACUUCUUUUUGAAAAAUACAAAUUAAACAGAAAUGUCUGCUUACAGGAAACGCUUUUUUCCUAACUGUUUUUAGUUCUGAUUUUUUUUUUUUUUUAACCUCCUUAACAUCUCUGACACAUAUCCCUGGAAGACAGCAAAGCUCUCUGGAGAGGAUGUCGGGGCAGCAGAUGGGGGCCUCAGUGCCUCCUGGCAUGGAUCACUAAGACAAUCACUAAGCCCAAUCACUAAGACAACACCAGGCAAUGGAGCCCAGCAGCAGCUCCCUGGCAGGGGCCCUCCUCACCCACUGAGGUGAUUCCCUGCUUCAGUGCAAAACACAUCUGCCCGGGAGCCGAGGGCAUCACAAAAACAUGCUGUGUUUUGGGGUGAGCAAGGUUGCCCUGCAUGCAGUCUGGUCCCCAGCCCAGGGCACGUCACUCUCUGUGAGGUGACACUCCUUGCUGUGAUGUCACAGUUGUUGCUUUCACCCCUGUGGCAGCGGUGGGAGUGGUGGCUCAGUCCGCUUGUGGGACGCGCAGGAAGUGAACCCAGAGAGAGCGUUGUGUCUAUCUGGAGACAUCCUGCUGUGAUGGAGCGGCUGAGAGCCCUUCGAGGUCUCUUUGCCUGUGUGGGCUGCAUGCCCAGACGUACACGUCGCAGGGAGAGAGGCAGGGUGGAAAGCCCUGUCCCUGUCUGUGCCGUGACUUUACUGCUGCAACGUCUGCAAGACAAGGAGGGUGACCGAGCGCAGGCGUACUGCGAGCUGGAGCACGUCCUGAGAGAAGAUGACAGCCGCCCGCCGUGCGGAGUGGUGAACCGGCUGCUGGCAGAGGUGUCCCAGGACCUGACAGCAGCCCAGGGCGUGACAGACAGCAUGAGAACGGCUGCCAGCAAUGUUCUGGUGGCUCUGGCCAGGACACACUUCACCAUGGUGAUGGCCGAGCUCCAGGGCCACCUGAAGGCCACACAGGAGAUGUCCAAGGAGUUUGUUCUGAUCACCCUGAGCAAACUCUUCAGCAGCUAUGCUCCACAGUGCAUUUCCUUCGUGUGGCUGACGCUGGCUGGCCUGCGUAGUGUGGUGGGCCAGGUGAGGAGUGGCCGGACCCUGCGCAUAGCUUGUGCUGUUGUGAAACAAUGGAUGGACGGAGUCAAGAUUCACUUGUCCUCCGGAAAGCAAUGCCCCUGGCCUGCCACAGAGAAAAAGCAAAUCUAUGAGAAUCUUGAUGAGCUGUUCUUCUCUGUGGUGAGGAACUGGCAGGACUGCCAGGAGGAAGAGGACAAACAGGCCGUCUUCGGGGCUGUGGCUGCCAUGUUGAGUGUCCUCCUGGUAAAUGGUCCUUUCUGCAGUCUGUCACGUAAAUGCAGUCAAGAGCACAGAGAAAUUGAGCUGCCACAUAACAGUUACAACCUUAUGCAGUCUGAUUUCUUAUUGCAGGCCUGA